AUGGUGAACAAGUGCAACACUUGUGCGAAACUUGGACCUGUCCAGAAGGAACCUCUGUUCCCUUCCUCGUUACCAGACCGACCUUGGUCUCGAUCACUGGCCAUGGAUCUGUUUGACAUAAAAGGUCAGACCUACAUUGUCGUGGUCGACUAUUACUCUCAUUGGGUAGUGCUAAGCUUACUCGAAAAGCUCAACAGCGUAUUCGAUAUCAAGUCCAUCUUUGCCACUUAUGGCAUCCCAGAGGCAGUCGUGUCCGACAAUGGCCCUCAGUUUUCAAGCGCCAGCUUCCAAGCUUUUGCAAAAGAGUUUGGUUUCAUUCACAUCACCAGCUCUCCAAGAUAUCCUCAGAGCAAAGUGACCACUGAAAAAGGGAGCACCGUUUACCGCAAUAGAAGUCAUCUCCUGGCUACCCCAGAGCCCACUACAACACAAGAGCCCGGAGACAACACACCAUCUUCGACACGGCAACCUGACACCCCAAGCCCUGCUCGGGAGUCGGCGCAAACGGCGGAGGCCCCAGCGGAGACACCAUGUGUCAGCCGAUACGGCAGAGAAAUGAGAGUACCAACGAGACUAGAUCUGUAA
Messenger RNA from Aplysia californica (California sea hare), 585 nucleotides. RefSeq lists its product as uncharacterized. The coding region runs from base 1 to 585 and encodes 194 amino acids. The transcript has 2 exons. Gene Ontology annotation, molecular function: nucleic acid binding. Gene Ontology annotation, biological process: DNA integration. NCBI's taxonomy places the organism in Eukaryota, Metazoa, Mollusca, Gastropoda, Aplysiida, Aplysiidae. The record is from RefSeq and is a predicted model, not a curated record.